AUGACAAGCACACUUUCCACCCCAGCUGCGACUGUUUCGCUCUCCGACGAUGUUCAGCAUUUGCGUUUAAAUAGUGAAGCGUCGGGUAGUAAUUCUUCUGAAUUUUCACGAGCAAUCUUUAAUGGAUAUAAUGAUACAACAGAGGAGAAGCAAGAAGAGACUUACACUGAGCUUGAUCUAGAUGGAAGAGGCCUUAAGCGGUUUGUCCUUCCCAAAGAUUACAAAUUCGCCGACGUGUUACCCUCCUAUCCUAAAUCGCACGACCAAACUUUGAGGGAUAUAGAAUUCAAGGACAAAGGACUGUUGGCUAACCCUAGCUUUACUAAUUUACUUCGUGAUGUUUCCAAGGUAGAGCAUCUUUCUCGUGACCUUGGCACAGUUCUACAUGGAAUUCGACUCAAUCAACUGGAUGAAGAACAAAAGAAUGAACUCGCAAGGCUCAUUGCAGAACGAGGUGUUGUAUAUUUUCCAGACCAGAGGGAGAUGACCAAUGAUCAAUUUCAGCAACUUGGUCGUUAUUAUGGCGUAACGCACGUACAUGGCGCAAAUGCUCGUCCUAAUGAUCCUGCCAAGUCUGACUUUCAUGUGGUUUACUCGGAUCGAUACUCUGCUUUUGACAUUGAAGACAACCGUACGAGUUUAGAGAGAUUUCAUUCGGACGUGAGUUACGAAAAACAGCCACUUGCCACAACAUUCUUUCGGGGAUUAACCGUUCCUAAAUAUGGAGGGGAUACUAUUUUUGUUUCUGGAUACGCAGCUUAUGAAGCUCUUUCCGACCCAUUGAAGCGUUAUUUGGAAGGACUCACAGCAGUUCAUUCAGGUGUACAACAAGCAGAUGCAAAGAAAGAGCUUGGCUUAAACUUGCGAAGAGAAGGUAUUGAGACUGCCCAUCCUGUUGUGCGCACACACCCAGUGACCGGAUGGAAAGCACUAUAUGUUAACCCUGGUUUUACAAGAUACAUUGUCGGAAUUCCACGUGCGGAAUCAGAUGCUGUUCUUGGUUAUUUGUUUCAACUUCUCUCAACCCUUUCGGCAAGUACCCUCCGUGUACGGUGGUCUCCAUAUGGUGUUGCAGCUUGGGAUAACAGAAUCAUUAUUGCUCAUUCAGCUACUUACGAUCAUUAUCCUCAGACGCGUCACUUUGUAAGAAUCGGCGUUCAUGGCGAAAAACCUUUUUACGAUCCAAACUCCAAAGAACGGGCCAAGGACUUACGGAAAUGA
This is a messenger RNA of Schizosaccharomyces osmophilus, 1221 nucleotides long. RefSeq names its product sulfonate/alpha-ketoglutarate dioxygenase. The record is from RefSeq and is a predicted model, not a curated record. The transcript has a single exon. Gene Ontology annotation, molecular function: 2-oxoglutarate-dependent dioxygenase activity. NCBI's taxonomy places the organism in Eukaryota, Fungi, Ascomycota, Schizosaccharomycetes, Schizosaccharomycetales, Schizosaccharomycetaceae. Gene Ontology annotation, cellular component: cytoplasm. The coding region runs from base 1 to 1221 and encodes 406 amino acids.